Ciona intestinalis (vase tunicate) is the source of this 2233-nucleotide messenger RNA. The record is from RefSeq and is a predicted model, not a curated record. Lineage: Eukaryota; Metazoa; Chordata; Ascidiacea; Phlebobranchia; Cionidae.
GGAUAUUUAAUCUGGGUUAAAAAACAGAAGUCGAAGUAACAAAUUUAAGAAGUAAACGAAAAAACAAACUGUUCUUGUUGUUGUUUUGCUUGGAAUAAAUAAACGUUUAAAUUGUAGUAGCCUGACAUAUUUCGUCAGGGUGUCGUACUACGUUUCUCAGGAUGGCAAGCCCCGCAAAUAUGUCGUUUGCUAAACAGCAGAAGCUGACAAUGGAUCCAGAGAAAUUGUUUACUAAACAGGAAAGAAUUGGUAAAGGGUCAUUUGGGGAAGUUUAUAAAGGCUUGGAUAACCGGACAUCAGAGAUUGUGGCGAUAAAAAUCAUUGACCUAGAGGAAGCUGAAGAUGAAAUUGAAGACAUCCAGCAGGAAAUAACGGUCCUGAGUCAAUGCAACAGUUCCCAUGUAACAAAAUACCACGGAUCCUAUUUAAAGGGAACCAAGUUAUGGAUUAUUAUGGAAUACCUGGGCGGUGGCUCAGCAUUAGACUUGAUGAAAGCAGGUUUUUUUGAAGAGCCUUACAUUGCCACGAUACUGAGGGAAAUAUUGAAAGGUCUUGAUUAUUUACAUGGGGAACGAAAACUACACAGAGAUGUGAAAGCUGCAAAUGUUCUGUUGUCUGAAAACGGUGAAGUGAAGUUGGCUGAUUUUGGUGUGGCUGGUCAGCUUACAGACACACAAAUCAAACGCAACACUUUUGUGGGAACACCAUUCUGGAUGGCUCCUGAGGUUAUAAAGCAAUCCGCGUAUGAUUUCAAGGCCGACAUUUGGUCGCUGGGGAUCACCGCGCUUGAGCUUGCAAAGGGGGAACCCCCUAAUGCGGACCUUCACCCGAUGCGGGUCCUCUUCCUCAUCCCCAAGAACAAUCCUCCUGCCCUGGAGGGAAACUACAGCAAAGAUUUCAAAAUGUUCGUGGAAGCAUGUCUCAACAAGGAUCCAAAAUUUAGACCACCAGCAAAGGAGCUUUUGAAACACAAAUUUCUGAAACAAGCAAAAAAGACAUCUCAUCUCGUGGACUUAAUCGACAGGUAUCGAGUUUGGAAAGCGAAUAACAACGAUUCUGACAGCUCUGGGGACUCAGACAAUGAUGAUAAUGAAGAGCGGGAUGACAGCGAUAAUACUUGGGAGUUUGACACAAUCAAAGUACCCGGGAACAAAGUCCUGGAGAAUGGAAUCGCAAAAAUGUCAAUGAAUCAAACCAAGCAAUCAAAGUCACUCACUGAGUUACUUACACCUCUUGUAAAACAGCUGAAAGAAAACAAAUUUGAGAACGAGACGCGUCAUGCUGCUCUGGACGCCAUUCUAAAAUCACUGGAACAAGCAGAGUCUAAAUGCCCGGGUAUUACUGAUAGUUUGGUGGAUGGUAUCGUUACAAGGUUCAAAAAAUACAAUUUACCGAAUUCCACGCGAUGAAGCAAUUUUCUGAUGUUUAUCUUUCCAUAUCUCUUUCUGGUUCCAAUUUCUCUUCAAGUAAUUUCUAAUUUACCGAAAAUCUCCCAACAACUGCCAGUGCUUCGGGAACAAGACAGAAUCUUCAAAAGUUUCCAAACCUGAGAUGAUUCUGUUUAGUUCCACAGUUAGUCAUGGCAGUAUCAAACCAACAAUCAUAACAAGCAUCCAAAAUUGUGAAUUUCAGGUCAGCGGAUUCUGCUUGUUAAUUAUAAGUACUCCAGGAGCAGGUAUUGGAUAUACUAAAUUUACGAUAGUUCAUUUUCUAGGCUAUUUUAUCUUAGGCCAGCUUAUGUUAUAAAUCAGACUACCAGUAAUUAUGCGGCAGUUAAUUGAAAAACUAAUUUUUCGUGGAAUGUACAAGUCGUCUGCAGCAUGACAUCUACCCAGCUUGAAUCUGUGCAAUUUUAACCUCUGUGCCUUUUCUUUGCUUCCAAAACAAUAUCACGUGCACUGUGCCGCGACUUUGGCCGAGAAACCAUUAAACAGCUUCGGGAAAUGCGAGGGGCUCGCAACAUAAUGUAUCCGUGGUCGGGUACGGCCACCAUUGUAUAAACCGUGUCGAAAUUAUAUUUUGUUCCCUGGCUGUGUUAAGCGUGCUACUCAAUAUAUCUUAAGUCCUAAAAAGCUCCACGCUGUUAAUGUGUGAAUGUAUAAAACAACGGAGCGGGUUUUCAAUGCGAAAAAAUAUCCCUAUGGGAUCUUAUGCUGUGGCCCGCUCCAAAUCGUUGUUCGUUAUUUUUACUGAAAUGAUAUAAUUAAAUUGUAUUAAACAUAUUUCAAAGAUA